Molecule: messenger RNA, 1648 nt
Organism: Stereum hirsutum FP-91666 SS1
Lineage: Eukaryota; Fungi; Basidiomycota; Agaricomycetes; Russulales; Stereaceae
Exons: 2
Coding region: 52-1083 (343 amino acids)
Biological process (GO): regulation of cyclin-dependent protein serine/threonine kinase activity
Cellular component (GO): cyclin-dependent protein kinase holoenzyme complex; nucleus
Molecular function (GO): protein kinase binding; cyclin-dependent protein serine/threonine kinase regulator activity
Source: RefSeq, a predicted model, not a curated record
CAAUCAUCUUCGCCUCCUCCCGUCCUCCAAGUCUCUUUCUUUCCCCCCAAUAUGGCCGCUCCAGUACCAACCGGCACUCGCCACCAGAAGGUCCCACGCACAUCCUCACAUAGCGCGCCUACCGCGUCUGACCCCUACCACGGCAACGAGGCCCAUGCAAAGUUAUGCGCGCACUUCGUCUCUCACCUCUUCGCAUGUCCAGAGGUACCACCAGCCCCGGCGGCUCCCUCUUCGACACCCACUCCUCGACUAGACCAUUUCAUCGCCUACGCUCUCCACCGUACGCGUCUCCAUCCAUCCGUCACUUUCGCAGCGCUAUACCUACUCCAACGCCUCAAGGCGCGCUUUCCCGCUGCGAAGGGCUCAUCGGGCCAUCGGUUAUUCAUCUCCGCGUUCAUGAUCGCUUCCAAGAUCAUCUGCGACGACACCUACUCCAACAAGUCGUGGUGUAUCGUCGGCCAGGGCAUGUUCGCCCUUCGGGAGAUCAACCAGAUGGAGAGGGAGAUGUGUAGUUAUCUGGAGUGGCAGUUGAAUGUCGAGCCGAAGAUUUUGAAGGAGUUUGAAGACAAGGUCUGUCGAGACUUCGCCGGCCCUGGGCCUUAUCCUCCCAUCGUCCUGCCGCAACCCGCGCCUUCCCCCUUCGCCCACCCCGGUGCGAGUUCGUCGACGUCGAUACCUUCGUUUGGUCAUCGCACGUCGCCGCCCAAGCCGGUACCUGCCGCCAUCGCCGCCAACAACACCAUGUCCUCCCCAUCCCCGUCAAUACCAGAUACCCCAUCGUCUUCCCACUCGACUUCCACUUCCCCCGCAUCGUCGGCCUCGCCACCCACGCCACCAGACUCGCACGCUCCUUACGAUCAAGUCAAGAUCGUCGACGCGUCCGCGAACUCCUCGACGACCUCCCUCGUCCCCAGCGACGCGAUUAUCGCCGAUGCCGUCCACCAUCAACAUUAUUACCCUUCGAAACCGUCGAAGGCGUCCCCCACACCCGCGCCCGCGCCCCAAUCAUCGACCUCUUCGCAGUCGUCAAAAACCAAGGCCCGCGGGGACCAGUUCGCGUUCGCUACACGGACUGUGUGGUAGUUUUUAUUAUUCUCCAUGUUGUAUAUUCUCCUAUGUUUUCUUUUUUUUCUCUUGUUACAUAGUCCUGCUCUGGCUCUCGGCGACACCGAACACGUUACUAAUUGUAUGCAUUACACCCCAUAAUUAUGGACCUACGGUAUCUAUUCCCAUCGUCACCCUCACCCUCACGACAUCUCACGGGCGCUCGCAUGGUCUCUUUGGUGGCUGCAAGGGCCAAUGACAACUUAUUCGUUCGCGGGCUACGACGCUUAUUGGAUUCCUUCACUGCUUGCUUGGGUUUUCGUCCAUGCUCUCUCGCACGCUUUUUGUACAUUCCCCUUUUUACAUUUCUUUCACCCGCUGUUUUUGGGUGUUCGGGUCCACAGGUAUAUUUGCUUCUCGCUUCUGAUGCUCCGCGUUUUUUGUCCAGUUCAUCUUCACAGCAUGUCCCAUUUUUCCCCCUGUCCCUUGCAUCCAUCAUCAGCAUCUCUGCAUUGCAUGUUUGUGUCACUAGUACUUCUCCACAUACACUUAGGCAUAUAGGCUCUCAACCAAAACAAAGCAUGAACUUUUGUAAUUGUCACCC